AUGGCAUCAUCAAAUCCAUUUCGCAGAUCAGUCGCGCAGCCCCGAGCUGCUGACUCGGCUCUCCCUCAUCUCGAUCCCAUAGACACGACGGAGACAUACGCCGCACCCCCGCGCACAUCCUUUCGCGACGCAGAACCCAGCGACGCAGACGAAGAGCCCGUGCCCGAGCCCGAGCGCAAAAAGAAGCCGGUGAAGAAGGUCAGGGUGCUGACACCGCCGCCACUGUCGCCUGACUCCUCGGAAUGGCCAGACGCCGAGCCCAUGUAUCGGACCGGGGCGGGCCUGGCGCCGCCCCCAGCCGCUUACGACCCAUUCGCCGGGUCGGCGACGGACGAAAGCGACCGUGACAGCACGGCGACGCCGCCGUUCCCAAAGGUCGCGGCUGUUGCUUUAGCGAGCGCGCCACCGCAGGCGCCUACAGGGCCGCCAGGCAAUCCGUUCAGCCGCACGCUGCACGACAUGGAAACUGCGCCGAGUAAGGAGGAGCUGGACCUGCAGCAAAAGGAGGAGGGCGAAGCCCUCAAGGCCGCGAAUGCCGGCACGCCGACUCUCAACGUGGAUGCCUUUAGGAGGCUCCUCUUAACAGGCAAAUCCGGAAUACAAGGCUCCGAGGCAUCGGCUGAUGACCAAGCGCUCGCGUCGUAUAACGCGCAAGCGAACAAAAUUGUGCCUGCCCUCGACGGCGCACAAGACGAGAGCCAAACAAAUAAUAACAUACAGCUGGACCAACAAGCCGUCUCGCCUUCUAUCAAGGACAAGAAGCUUGCGCCGCCGCCGCCAAGUUCACGCCAUGGCAAGACUAUCCGGGGCGGGCAGCCCAGGCCAACACGCUCGGAAUCGGAACGCCAAUCCAUGUCGCCAGAGACAGAAUUUACAUUACAUUCACGCACGCCGAGUGGAAAUGGCAUAGAAUUUAUCUCUGACGAGGGCUCAUCGGCUGACUCACAUACCAAUGAGGCAGCAGCACCAAGCGGGACCAAGAAGGCAGCACCAGCGCCGCCGCCGCGCCGAGGCCAUGCUCGCACGGAUACAAAGUCUAAUCUACCCUCAGCUCCGCCGCUUAAGCCCAACGAGGACGACUACGAGCCUCGUUCGUCUACAGACUCGACGCAUCGGCAAGAGCGGGCACAGAUCCCCGCACCGCCACCACCGCGGCGACCGCACGCCACGCCCAAGCAGAGCGGAGCGGUGGCCGCACCGUCACCCGCGGUAUCCUCGUCAUCGAUCCCGCAGCGCGGCCAGGUAGAAGCGGCAUCUCCUAGCCCCUCGUCAAAAACGGGCAAGUCGCCCGCGCCACCGCGCCCUCCGUCCAGGAACCCGUCCUCUGCACGACGGCUACCUGGAGGCGGCGGCGGAGGUAGCGCGUCUUCCGCCGAGAAGCGGGACAGCCUGCCCCCGCCGCCGCCGCCGCGGCGCAGUCGUGGGAGCAGUAGCCCGACGCGCAAGUCGAGCUCGGAGAUGGCGGACGCCGCGUCGGUCGACCCCAGUAAGGGAGCGGAUAUCCUGGCGGACCUGGACGCACUGCGGCGCGAAGUCGAGGCGUUGCGGGGUGCGCGGUGA
Cordyceps fumosorosea ARSEF 2679 is the source of this 1560-nucleotide messenger RNA. RefSeq lists its product as hypothetical. The transcript has a single exon. The record is from RefSeq and is a predicted model, not a curated record. The coding region runs from base 1 to 1560 and encodes 519 amino acids. Lineage: Eukaryota; Fungi; Ascomycota; Sordariomycetes; Hypocreales; Cordycipitaceae.